Messenger RNA from Strongylus vulgaris, 1505 nucleotides. Lineage: Eukaryota; Metazoa; Nematoda; Chromadorea; Rhabditida; Strongylidae. The record is from the annotation of a GenBank genome assembly.
AUGCUCGUAAUCCUCGCAUUUGCUCCAGCUAAACUUCUGGCUUUUUAUGAAGUGGACACGGUGAAACUAGCCGUUGGAGAUUGGAUUUUGAUGAUAUGGUGCAUUUUUGCGUCAUUGGCAGUGCAGAUAAUCUGGACGAAUGUCUACACUCGUGUUAGCGAAAAGGGAGGAUAUUCUUCUACCUUACAUUUUGGUGAUGAUGGCUAUGAGGAGAGACUUUUAGAGGUAGAUUAUCCCAUGACAACCUCUAUUAUUAAUGUGAAAACUAUUGAUUUUCUCCAGGAAGAGGCCGAAAAAGCCGCAAAACAGCGUGAAACUUUUGUAUUACUAUUCCGGCUACUUGGUUACAUGGCCAGAGAGUGGAAGUACUAUGGAAUGGCGUUUUUCUUCCUACUUUGCUACUCAAUCAGUCGCGUCUUCAUACCUUACUACACUGGCGAGGUAGUAUCAGCUGUAUUUGGAGAACAAGCAUCCUACGAGAGACUACAUCGUACAGUCGGCAUCAUGGCAUUUCUGUCACUGAGCUGUGCUGUAUUUGGUGGAUUACGUGGUGGUUCGUUUACUUACGCUCAUGCUACUAUUGAUCGGCAAAUCCGCAGUGAUUUAUUCCGAGCUGUGAUCAAGCAGGAAAUUGGAUUCUUUGACGCAAUCAAGACAGGUGAAAUAUGUUCUCGACUGACGUCCGAUUGUCAAACAAUGUCGAAUACUCUGUCACUGUACAUGAACGUAUUGACGAGGAAUUUGACGAUGUUGUUUGGAUCCCUAAUCUUUAUGACUACCCUAUCGUGGCGACUAUCUAUGAUUACCCUCAUUACUGUACCUUUGAUCUUCCUGGUCAAUAAGGUGUUCGGUGUAUGGUAUGAUAAACUAUCUGAAGAAACUCAAAAUUCCGUAGCACAUGCUAACGAUGUAGCUGAAGAGGUGCUUUCAGCAAUUCGCACCGUGAAAAGUUUCGCCUGUGAGCGAUUUGAAAGUCAUAGAUUCCUAGGCUACCUAAACGUAACUCUAGCCAUCACCACCCGUAGGGUGAUCUGUGUGAUUGGGCUAAUUUGGACGAAUGAGCUUCUGCAAAUGGCAAUUCUUACCAUAGUUCUGUGGUAUGGAGGUCAUCUAGUCAUUCAAGCGAAGAUCGAGUCUGGCUUACUGGUUUCGUUCCUGCUAUAUCAGUUUCAGCUGGGAGAAAAUUUGAGAGAACUUGGUGAAGUAUGGAACGGUCUUAUGCAAGCCGUAGGUGCCUCCAGGAAAGUCUUCGAAUACAUCGAUCGUGAUCCAAAAGUCAAGAAUAACGGCACAUAUGCGCCAGAAAAGCUCAUUGGCCGAAUCGAAUUUAAGAACGUUCAGUUCAGUUAUCCUAUUAGACCGGAUUUGCCGAUUAUGGAGGAUCUCACAUUCACUGUGGAACCUGGGGAGGUUGUCGCGCUUGUUGGUCCUUCUGGAGGAGGAAAAUCCAGUUGUAUCGCUAUGUUGGAACAUUUUUACGAGCCCAAUGGUGGAGAGGUAUGAAA